UGUCGACCGCUGUCCCACAUUGAUUGCGUGCUAAGCUAGUGUUAAGCUAGUAGCCGCAUAAAUCAAGAGGAGCCGCUCUCAGAAAUCCGCUUUAAACGUUCGGGAAGUUCUGUUCGGGUGGAAUGUUCGGAACCAGCGGGUCUGUGUCGUUCUUACUGCGGCGGUGUGUCGCGGCCAGGCGGCUACCUCUGCUAGCGGCAGCGGCCAGAAGCCGCAGCGGUGUUCCGUCCGUCUGUUGGAGCUCCACUCAUCCGCGGACAUGGACCUCACACACCCCAACAGACCACCUGAGGACGGCCUGGCACCUCCAGCCCGCCUCCCGAUGCAUCCAGCACGGCUUCUGCACCAAUGCCCAAUCUCCAUGGGAAGAGAUGUACCCCCUGCCGACCUACCAGCCUGAGUCAGGACCAGGAAACAAGGAGGUCUACCUGGUGCAGGUCAAAGGUCUGCCCUGGUCCACCACGGAGCAGGACCUGGUGAACUUCUUCUCAGACUGCCGGAUCCGAGACGGGGAGAAGGGGGUCCACCUGACCCUGGACUACAUGGGGAGGCCGUCGGGUAUAGCCUUCCUGGAGCUGGAGCACGAGGAGGACAUGAUAAAAGCUCUGGACAAGCACCGGAUGUACCUGGGCCCGCGCUACAUUCAGGUGUUCGAGGUGACGGAGCGCGAGGCUGAAGAAUUCAUGAAGCAGUCCGGCCGUUCUGGAGGAGAGGACGGAGUGGUCCAUCUCCGAGGACUGCCCUACUCCUGCACAGAGGCCGACAUCCGGGACUUCUUCUCAGGUUUGGACAUCAAGGUGGACGGGAUCACCAUGACCACAAACUCCACGGGGAGGUUCUGUGGAACGGCCUACGUUGAGUUCUCCUCUCAGGAAGACGCUGACAAAGCUCUGCUGAGGCACCGGGAUCUGAUGGGUCACAGGUACAUCCAGGUGUUCCCCAGCAGCAAGAGCUCCAUCCGGUCCAGUGACUGGGACACACAGUACAAUUUAAGCCCUCCUCGGGAGACGGGCUACAGAGCAGGUUCUGACCCUCAGACCGAGUCCAGACAUGGUGAGAGAAGUCCUCAGGAGACGGGCUACAGAGCAGGNGCUCUAUUGUUUGACCCUCAGACCGAGUCCAGACAUGGUGAGAGAAGUCCUCAGGAGAUGGGCUACAGAGCAGGUUCUGACCCUCAGACCGAGUCCAGACAUGGUGAGAGAAGUCCUCAGGAGAUGGGCUACAGAGCAGGUUCUGACCCUCAGACCGAGUCCAGACGUGCGUCAGCUGCUCCUCAGAGCCGCCACAUCCCUGUUCCUUACAUCCACGUGAGGGGGCUGCCCUACGGGGUGUCUGUGGAUGACAUCAUCCAGUUCUUCGCUCCGUACAUCGUGUCUAAGAUUACGAUCGGGUGUGGCCUCAACGGACGGCCGAACGGAAAGGCCGACAUUUACUUCAGAGACCACCGAGACGCCGUCAGCGCCUUGUCCAAGGACCGCAUGUACAUAGGUAGGACCAGCAGAGACCAGCUGCACAUAGGUAGGACCAACAGGACUUAGGUAGGACCAGCAGAGACCAGCAGGACAUAGGUAGGACCAGCAGGGACCAGCAGGACUUAGGUAGGACCAGCAGAGACCAGAUGGACAUAGGUAGGACCAGCAGGGACCAGCUGCACAUAGGUAGGACCAGCAGAGACCAGAUGGACAUAGGUAGGACCAGCAGGGACCAGAUGGACAUAGGUAGGACCAGCAGAGACCAGAUGGACAUAGGUAGGACCAGCAGGGACC
Molecule: messenger RNA, 1766 nt
Organism: Austrofundulus limnaeus
Lineage: Eukaryota; Metazoa; Chordata; Actinopteri; Cyprinodontiformes; Rivulidae
Gene: grsf1
Product: G-rich RNA sequence binding factor 1
Exons: 9
Coding region: 123-1538 (471 amino acids)
Molecular function (GO): RNA binding
Source: RefSeq, a predicted model, not a curated record